CUUAUUCUUGUUAACGGUUAAUAUAUUUUUCCUAUACCCGAAAAUUAUAAAAUACGGAGGUUUGAGGCAGAGCAGAGUAGCACUGUAGCAGUAAGCAGCCCGCCUGGCGCCUUCCCAAAUCGCAACUUCCGCAGGCUGCACUCCGCAGUCCCUCAUUCAUCAGUCUCCAACUCUCUGGCUCGCCGCCUCGCGUCUCGGAGUCCGUCGCAGUCUUGCAGAGUCGCCGCCGGCAGUCCUAGGCCCCUAGCAUGUUUCUCCGAUAUUGAAGUCCGAAGCAGUUGCCUACUUUGAUCUGCCAUAGCAAGAGUUAGGAUGAAGGUGAAGGUGGUUUGCCGGAAACUCUAUGAUUAUGUACGCUUCGACCUGAAGGAAAUUGCAUUCCCUUCAUCUUUACCUGACCCACCUCAUAUGAAAAAGCGCCGGAAAAUAACAUGGAAGGAGCGUUUCCUUAUAUUGAAGGAAGCAUCUAGACUUUAUGCUGCAAGCUGGGUAAGAGACAUAGGCCCUGAACUUCGACCUAAUGACUACAAAAAGAAACAAUCCAGUGAAGACAUGUUUAACGAAGAGAAUGAUACAACUAAAGAGAAGGAACCCUCAACACUGGAGGACCUAGCUGUUGCUGCAAGGGGUGGAAUGGAAACUCUUAGGCCUGCAUUGCAGCGGGUUUACAUGACUAGAGCAACAGCAUACAAAGAUGCUCUCAAAAGCUUCAUCGAAGGAUAUCAAGAAGGUAUUCAACACGUUGUGGAUAAGAAAGAAGAGACUAAAGUUCAAGAAGAAAAGGAUGUGCAUAAAUGAACAAGAUGGCUUGCUAAGCCAAACAUGUGACUUGCUUCUGAAUAGCUGAUAUUUUUGUAUAAUCCACUGUUUUUUUAUGUCCUAUACAUCUACAUGUCUGGCAGUUGUCUCUGUGUUUUUAAUGGAAAGUUUUAAAACUUCUUGAAGUGAAUAUUUCAUUAAGACUAUGGAUGGACCCGG
Cuscuta europaea is the source of this 978-nucleotide messenger RNA. The record is from the annotation of a GenBank genome assembly. Lineage: Eukaryota; Viridiplantae; Streptophyta; Magnoliopsida; Solanales; Convolvulaceae.